AAUCCAUAUGCAGUUGUAUUCUUUUCGCUACUUUAAUUCUGAUUUAAAACUUCCUUGCUUUACCUUGAUUUGUACAUACAGUCAACUGUUUGUAGACGCAACGGCUUAACACGUUGAAUACUUGAAAAUCGCCGUAUCGCACGUGGGAUUUGACUGUUACAGUUUUGAUUGUUUGUAAUGUUAUAUUGUGUAUAAUUGGGACGCAGUCGUCAACAGCAAGGCAUUCACUGUUUGAAUACAAAAGUGAUGAGAUUCAUUUUACAAAACGGGACUUUAAAAAAAAAAAAUCCAUGCGUGCUAGCGAUCCUAGUUGAAAUGUGAGCUUUAAUGUGGCAGGUAGUGUGACAGGGAAAGCGACACGCAAAAUCCGUGUUCUCGUACGAGAUUGAGAGGAUGCUAUCAAUAUACUGGGACAACAAAUAACUGCAUACAUAUUGGAUAACUGUCACAUGCUUCCUUAACAUUUCAGAAUGAAAAUGAUGACGUUUUAGCAUUGUGUGUUUUGAUCCGGUGCAUAUCAAAUGAACAAUUUGACCAAAAAAAUAUUUAAAGUUCUUAACCUUGUUAAACAUGAAGAAAGUUUUGAGCUGCGUGGAUGAUGGGAGAGCUGGUGGAACCCGUGGGGGAAAGGACGGUCAAGACGUUCACGUCUGCUUUUGUGGAAAUGACGGGCAAGUGCCUCGCUGGUGUCCAUGGCUAGUCGUUACCGUAGCGAUGACGUCACGUAUGGCAUAUAUGACGUCACCGGAAUCAUGGUGGCUACUGCAUCCAGAUGAAGUAUACCAAUCUAUGGAAGUGGCGUUCUCCGAGGUGAAUGGUUACGGUUUCCGUCCAUAUGAGUACCUUCCGGCACCAAUCAACGUAACGACGUCAGUGGAAAACCGGACAUUGACGUCAGGAAUGUACGGCCUCAGAUCCUUCAUGUUCCCAUAUGUGUUCGCUGCACUGUUGUACGCUACAAAGCUCAUUGGCAUCGGUUCAAGCCCUUUCAUGAUAUGCCGAUUGUUUAACGUCGCCGUGACGUCCAUGCUGCCGAUGUCUGUCUACCUCUUUACCAACAAAGUGUUCUGCUGUCGUCUGCUCGCUGUCGGAGCAUGCGUGUUGAGCGCCACCCAGAUUCACCUCGUCGUGUUCGGCACACAUGCUCUCGUGAACAGCUUCACAGCGCCGAUCUUGUUCUACUGUUUGUACGUGUGUAUACCUACAGUGGCCAAUGUGCAAGAAAGUCACACCAAGAGACCAGGCAGUGAACCGUACGCAGAUACAUGCUCAAGCGGAUAUUCGUCCUCGUCGUCGGUAGACCAGUGUCCAACCGUCACUGGCGUCCGGAAAAGAUCCAGGUUUCCUAGCGACAACAACAAGUUUCCUAGCGACACCAAUAACAAUUCAAAACAAGCCGCAGUGAGUCCUGCACGCGAUCUUGGCAACAGUUCGUUAAGUCGACUCUAUUGUCUGGUGGCAUCUGGAUUUUUGCUUGGACUCAUUUGUUCUGUUAGAAUGGACAAUGCACUGCAGUUUUCCGUUGUUUACGCUUCACUGAUAUUAACCAUGAAAUCUCAUUGGAAAACAAGAUUGACGGAAACCAUUGCAAUAGCUGUCGGAUGCACGAUGGCUAUUAUUGUCGGUGUAUGUUGUGAUAUGCGUAAUUAUGGGAUCAACGUCAUAUCGCCCUUGCAGUGGUUCAAGUUUAACAUAUUGUCCGGCAAGGCUAGUAAACUGUUUUCAUCACCAAUGAGUGCCAGCUACUGGUAUGAAUUCGUGAGCGACACUUUCCAUGUUUGUUCAACUUGUCUGUGUAUAGUUUUCUUUGGAUACGUUUACCUCGGUGAUAAGGUUCACGUGAAAAACAGUACUCGGCCGUACAAAGUCAUUUCAAUGGUAGUUUCAUUUGUACUUACGUUAGUUAUAUAUUCCAGUGUUAGCCACAAGGAAACCCGGUUUAUUCAUAACGUGUUUGUCCUAUAUUCAAUAAGUGUUGCUCUUGCCGUCCAUGACCUUGUGAGUGCCAUUUCAAAACAGUUGCGGCGUAUGCCGAUGAAACUUGCUUUGCUAACAAUAUCAGUAUUGUGUGCAGUAAACACAUACGUUGGAUUUCCAAGCGUAAACAAUCGAAAUACGUCCAAAUGGUCGUACGGACAUGCCAGAGAUUCUCGCGACUUGAACAUCUGUUUAGAUGUCAUUCGACGUCAACCGAACGUGAAUGGAGUUGUGAUAGACGGCGAUAUUUAUGACCUCGCCGGUUUCACCGUCCUAAACCAUGACGUGGCUUUGGUUGUAAAAACGUAUCACGAGUUCUAUGUAUACAGCGGACGACGAGAAAAUGCCUUUGCCUUGAACGAAAGAAUACGCAUAUUGAACUACAUUGAUGAUGUAUUUCAUGAGUCGAAUAUGUAUUACAUGUUUAAGAUUAUGUCCAGGGAUGAAACAUACAACUAUCUCCUGUCUAAAAGGUUGCAGACUCAUCAUUCACGCAUGUAUCAAGAAAUGUAUAAAUGUGGAAAUUACAAAAUCUAUCAGAAAAACAGAAAUUCAUCUAGAACAAGCUCACGAGACAAUCCAUUUUCUGUAAACGCGACUAUUGUUGAAUACGAAGCCAGCUGGCUUAUAACUCAUAGUUUGUACGAGAUAGCCAUCGAGAGACUCGGUGACGUCAUUAACAUUUCCAUGGUAACCAAAGGUCAAGGUCAAGAUACGUCAUCAGAUGUUAAAGGUCAAGCUAGUGUAAAAAUGUACCAGCAGCUGAUGGCAUGCUACUUCAAGCUGGGAAAAGUUCAAGUGUCAGAACACGUCCAACAUGCCUGCUUUAGAAAGUUUGGACAAAGGUCAUGUUUGACGCCGCAGCCGAAACUUGUGUUACAUGAGGAAUAUGAACGUUUCGGUUGAAAACGUCAAUCUGUUGUGUUUUUCUUUUCAAAUGGCUAAUGAUAACACUAGUCUUUUUUAUUGCUCAACUUUUUAGUGAAAUUGCUGAUAUUUAUUAUAAAGCGGGUUAUGGCACGCCUUUUCAUGGCGUUUUAAUAAAUGAACAUCAACAACAAAUACAAUAACAUCUUUUAUUUUUCAACUGUUAUACUAGAUCCAUAUUGAGAUAUCACAUA
This is a messenger RNA of Mya arenaria, 3098 nucleotides long. RefSeq lists its product as uncharacterized. Gene Ontology annotation, molecular function: mannosyltransferase activity. The transcript has 4 exons. The coding region runs from base 571 to 2883 and encodes 770 amino acids. The record is from RefSeq and is a predicted model, not a curated record. Lineage: Eukaryota; Metazoa; Mollusca; Bivalvia; Myida; Myidae. Gene Ontology annotation, cellular component: endoplasmic reticulum membrane.